Molecule: messenger RNA, 351 nt
Organism: Caenorhabditis remanei
Lineage: Eukaryota; Metazoa; Nematoda; Chromadorea; Rhabditida; Rhabditidae
Exons: 2
Coding region: 1-351 (116 amino acids)
Source: RefSeq, a predicted model, not a curated record
AUGCUUCGUUUGCCUUUGGUUUCUCUUAUCUUCCUUGUCUGCGCUGUCAAUGCGAACCUUCUUGAUUCAAUUAUCGGAUCCGAAAAAGAAGUUGUGGUAGUUACUGGCGAAGAGAAAGAAAAGGUCCAACUCGCUUCUGACGAGCCAUCAGAUGAAACUGCCUUAGCUGUCAUUGACAAUGACACCCCCAUUGCUGCAAUGGAUGAUCUUGGAGCCGAAGGACAAUCUAAUGGAGUUGUGAUCCGUGCUAAACGGUAUUAUGGAUGCGGUUGUGGAUGUUGUGGCUGCGCUACAGUAGACCCUGCUGCAACACCGGCCCCAUGUGGAUGUGGAUGCUGCGGAUGCGGCUAA